UACAUGUCUUCAGCUCUCCAGGUCCACCUCCUUUUCCUAUUCUCGCGCUGCAAACGCUCCGCUCCGGCGCCAUGGCGGCGCGGCUCCUAGGGCGGCCCUGGGCCGCGGCGGAGGGUCUCGGGCGCCUGCCGGGAGGAUGCUGGGGCCCGGGCAGCGGUGGAGGCGUGCGCUAUAACCGAGGCGUUUUCAAGGCUCGCAUGCGGCCACUGGAGCGCGCGGUGCUGCGCGCUUGGAGGGACGAGCAGCGGAAUGUGCGAAAGUACGGCAUCGCGCGCUUCAACAAGAGAUGGCGAUCCUGGGCACAGAACCGCGUGCGGCAGUUCCGCUUCCCCUUGCCCGUGACCUUGACCGCGGAUACGAGCUUGAUGGAUGCCACAUAUGUGAUGCGAUGCGUGCAGAAGGCCGCAUCCUUGCGAAAGCAUGAUGUGAAACUUUGGUUCGGCUACUCCAAGCGUUUACUGGAGCUACGUGAUGAGCUCACGGCGGAGCAGUUGGGCUAUGUCCUUUGGGGCUAUGGCAAGAGCAGCUUUGUAGAUGCCAACUUCUACCAGGAGAUGCUGCCAGUGGUGAAACUGAAGCUCCAGGGCUUUCAAUCCCACGCGCUGAUGUCACUCAUGUGGUGUUUGAAGCGCUUGAAGUGGUACGAUGCGGAGCUGAACCGGCGAGCGGCCCAGCAUUCCUUGGAGAUCAUCGAGCACUUGCGGCCCUCUGAUUUCAUCAAGGUGGCCAAUGCCCUGGCUCAGCUGGGCUUGCAGGACGAACUCGACUCGGACUCGCUGGAUCGAGGGCUCAAGGAGGCGCUGUGUCGCGUGGCGGUGGAGAAGUUGGAAGAGACCUUUGCGCAGCAGUUUCGGGAUGCCAUGCACCCCGUGACCAUCGGCUACCUGUGGAAUGAUGAGGUGACUGCCUACAUCCUAGAGCGCUUUCGACGGAUAUUUAUCACCGCAAGGCCAAUGCACUUGCAGAAAGCGUACGAGUCCGCGGUGGUCUCGCGCAUUCAGAAGCCGGAGGUGUGGCCUCGGCUCUCUCAAGAUUCCAAGUCCUUCUAUGUACGCCUUUCACAGAGGCAUAUUUCAGAUCGAGGGCGCAGGCCCAGCUCGGUGCAACGCGACGUCUCGCGGCAUCUGGCAGACUUGGGCGAGGCGCAUCGGAACUCCUUCCGAUGGGGUCCGCUGUACAUUGACAUCGGGCUGGAGCAGUUGGAGGUGGACGAGCGCCGCCGUUGUUUGAUGGUGGAUAGCCCCUCCUCCUUCUUCUUCAGUAGCGAUCAAUACCUUCCCUACAAGCGCUUGCAGCAUUCUUUGCUCACGAGUCUGGGCUGGGACGUGCGCCGUGUGCGCUGGGACGAGUGGCUCGAGCUGCCAGAUGCUCAAAGGAAGCGGGAAUUCCUUCAGCAGCUGCUGAGCGGCUCGAGGCCCAUCGCAGAGGAGCUGAAGGACCGGCCCGCCGUGCCGGUGUCCGAGCUACAAGACAAGCUCAGGCGCUUCAAAAGCUGGAAAUUGGAGCUGGAAGCGGCCGAGCGUCAAACGGAGAAAAUUGAUUUCGAGAUUUAGGCGCAA
Molecule: messenger RNA, 1559 nt
Organism: Durusdinium trenchii
Lineage: Eukaryota; Dinophyceae; Suessiales; Symbiodiniaceae
Source: the annotation of a GenBank genome assembly